Oreochromis aureus is the source of this 4679-nucleotide messenger RNA. It is a transcript of the gene klhl14, whose product is annotated as kelch-like family member 14. The record is from RefSeq and is a predicted model, not a curated record. The transcript is spliced from 9 exons. The coding region runs from base 1013 to 2833 and encodes 606 amino acids. Lineage: Eukaryota; Metazoa; Chordata; Actinopteri; Cichliformes; Cichlidae. Gene Ontology annotation, molecular function: protein binding.
UUUUUUCUAACUUUAUGUCCCUUCUGUACUCGUGUGGCAUUUUAUAGUGCUGCUUCAGUGUCACACUGAAAUGUAGAAAAAAGGAGGGUAUUAUCUGCUUUUAAUUAAACAUGAUAAAAGUCUGCACACUUGUCUGUACAUUGAGGUGGGUGCUGUUUAUUAUACAGAUGUAUAACUUGAGUUUGUGUAGAGCACCUUCUUUUGAAGGACUAGUAGGAGCAGAAUGAGAUGAGGGGUUAUUUUGGCGAUGGAGAUUAAGGCAGGGGCUUUUUGUCAUUUGUGCGAGACAAGCCAUUCAUCCAUCCAGUUCACAGCCAAAAAAAGGCUGGUCCCAGAAAUUAGCAGUUUCAGCUCAGCAGCAAAGUCGUCGGGCUGUGAAGGCAGAGAGAAAUUGACUAAUUAGCAAUGCGCACUAAAACUUGACGGUUCUCUCUAUAACAGCGAGGGAAAGACUCGGUUUUUCUCCCCCUUUCUCUUUUCUUUCUUCCAUAGAUGUUUGAAAUCGCAGUCAUUUACGCUCGACAGUUUUUACAAUAGCCUUGAGCCAUAAUUUUGCGAGUCUCUCCAGCAUCCAUACCCCUGCAUGGUCUCUCUCCACCGGCCAUGCACGACCGUUUCUCUCCCCAACCGUGGAUUUCCUAUUACUCUCGUUACGACUCACUGAGCCCCAGGCCCAAGGAUAAUGAUGUGUUGUUUCUUGGUAGCAUAAUUUGUCACACGUAUAUUUCUUCUUCUUCUUCUCUUGCAGAAAGCACAGCUCCCUCUCACACACUCACACACUUCUUGUUAAUUCAGAAGAACAAAUGAUCAACGUCAACAAAUAACCCGAAAUAGUGACUUUAUGAGUUGGAAUCAAUGGUUAUUUUGAGACGCCAUAGACUUUAAAGGAAAAAGGACAUUUCUUAAAAGGAGAACAAAGGAAAAUUCAAGUGAGAUUAUUGGGAACCCGAAGCUUACUUUCCUUUUUUUUGGUCAAGAGCUGAAGUCAGGUGGCGUUCACAUUCAGGAAGUCAUGUCCAGAUCGGGUGAUAGAACAUCCACCUUUGACCCAACACACAGUGACACCCUGCUGCAUGGGCUCAAUCUCUUGUGGCGAAAGCAGCUUUUCUGUGAUGUGACUCUCACUGCCCAGGGACAGCAGUUCCACUGCCACAAAGCUGUGUUGGCAUCUUGCUCCCAGUAUUUCAGAUCCCUCUUCUCCUCCUCCCAUAAUGUAAUCAACAAUGAGGGAAGCAAAGGGGACCAGGGCAGCAGUGGGACCCCUUCAUCCUCUCCUGAUGACAAGCUGGUGACCACCAGCGCCAGGCCCAUAAAUAACCUAGUGCUCCAGGGCUGCUCCUCCAUUGGACUACGAUUAGUGCUGGAGUACCUGUAUACUGCCAAUGUUACUCUUUCCCUGGACACAGUGGAAGAGGUGCUGUCAGUCAGCAAGAUCCUCAAUAUCCCCCAGAUUACCAAGCUUAGUGUGCAGUUCCUUAAUGACCAGAUCUCUGUGCAGAACUACAAGCAGAUCUGCAAGAUUGCUGCACUCCAUGGACUGGAUGAGACCAAGAAGCUGGCCAACAAGUACCUGGUGGAGGAUGUGCUGCUGUUGAACUUUGAGGAGAUGUGUGCCAUGCUAGAUGCUCUGCCACCCCCAGUGGAGUCAGAGCUGGCUCUCUUCCAGAUGUCAGUCCUCUGGCUGGAGCAUGACCGGGAGACUCGUAUGCACUAUGCACCGGACCUUAUGAAGAGGCUACGCUUUGCCCUUAUACCUGCCCCAGAGUUGGUGGAGAGAGUUCAGUCUGUUGACUUCAUGAGGAGUGACCCUGUGUGCCAGAAACUACUCCUGGAUGCCAUGAACUACCACCUGAUGCCCUUCAGGCAGCACUGCAGACAGACCAUGGCCAGCAGAAUCCGUUCCAAUAAGAGGAUGCUGUUACUGGUGGGUGGUUUGCCUCCUGGACCUGAUCGUCUCCCCAGUAAUUUGGUCCAGUACUAUGACGAUGAGAAAAAGACAUGGAAGAUCCUCACAAUAAUGCCUUACAACAGCGCACAUCACUGCGUGGUGGAGGUGGAGAACUUCCUGCUGCUGCUAGGCGGAGAGGACCAGUGGAACCCCAACGGAAAGCACAGCACUAAUUUUGUCAGCCGCUACGAUCCAAGAUUCAACAGUUGGAUACAGUUGCCUCCAAUGCAGGAGAGGAGAGCCAGCUUCUUUGCCUGUCGCCUGGAUAAGCACCUGUACGUGAUUGGUGGCAGGAACGAGGCGGGCUACCUCUCCAGCGUGGAAUCCUACAACCUGGAGACAAAUGAGUGGAACUACGUGUCGUCUCUGCCACAGCCUCUGGCUGCCCAUGCAGGAGCGGUGCACAAUGGCAAGAUCUACAUAUCAGGAGGCGUGCACAAUGGCGAGUAUGUCUCCUGGCUUUACUGCUACGACCCUAUAAUGGAUGUGUGGGCGAGGAAACAAGAUAUGAACACAAAGCGUGCCAUUCACGCUCUGGCUGGGAUGAAUGACCGCCUGUACGCUAUUGGUGGAAACCAUUUGAAAGGUUUCUCCCAUCUAGAUGUAAUGUUGGUCGAGUGUUACGACCCAAAAGCUGACCAGUGGAAUAUCCUUCAGACACCCAUCCUGGAGGGUCGCAGCGGUCCAGGCUGUGCCGUUUUGGAUGACAGCAUUUAUCUUGUGGGAGGCUACAGCUGGAGCAUGGGGGCGUAUAAGUCUUCGACCAUCUGCUACAGCCCAGAGAAAGGAACAUGGACAGAGUUGGAGGGAGAGGUGGCAGAGCCUCUAGCGGGCCCAGCCUGCUCCACCGUCAUACUGCCCGCCUGCCUUCCUUUUAACAAAUGACAACUAAUCCAGCCGACGGGCGUCGAGGGUGAUGGGCAGCAGAGUGAUUGGGGGGAGGACCAUCAAUAAGCAAAACAGUUGUCAACAAUUUCAUGACAGAUUUUCCAGUCAUACGCUGGGGGUGUGUAUAAAUUAUUUUUUUACAAGUUUGACCAGAGCACUUUCGUUAUUCUCUCUACUGAAGGAUCGAAGAAAAAAAAAGAUAAUUGUGUGAGUCAUGUAUUUAAACUCAUCUGUGUUCUGAGAAAUGGUCGGUUCCAUAUUCAAUUUUUUUAUUUAAGCGGAUAGUAAGUGUUUUUGGCUUCUCUUCUAUAGCACGCAUAGUGUUGAGCUGAAUUAUAGCUUUCAAAUCCAUUGUAUCUUGUAUUCAGUAGCGGCAUAACUCCAGCUAAAUGCAGUGUUGUUUCAAAUUACAUCGGGACAUGAAGUUACACUAGGACUGGGUGAGUAACAUGACCUGUGAUGAUCAAAAUGUAUAAAUAGUCUUCAUCCGUUAUGUUAUUGCUCAUUGUUCUAUGGCUGGGUACGCUCACUUAUUACCUGGUUAGAGAAUUAUACAACAGUUUUGUUGUCUGUCUCUGAAAAUGAACAUAUUUGCGCAAUCAAAAGGGGACAUUUUCAGAAAACCCUAACAGCUGUCACUAUUUAACUGUCACGGUAUGUGCAGAAAUGUUCAAUUAGACAUGAAAGUAGAUAAAUAACCAGGAAGACACUUAAAAAAAGACACAAAUAUACUCAUUGAACUUUUUGAGCAUGUGUCCACAUGACCCAGCCCUAUUUUUUGAUCUUAAAGGGGGUCUAUUAUGUUUUUCCUUUUCCUCUAUCAUGUAUAUACUGUGAAAAUGGUGUUUUCCUACAUUAAACAUGGUCAAAGUCUAAAUAGUGUAUGUGCAAAUAAUCCCCACAAUCACUUUCAAACAGUUUUUCUACUUUUGGCUCUGUAUGAUGUCAUAGAAAGUGGAUUUUUUCAAUAUGAUCAUCUCAGGCAUGCAUUUGAGCUCCGAAGCCCCACCCACAAACCUUCUGCUUAUGAGGAACAGCCAAUCAAAAGGAAGUAUGCUUGAAGAGUGUGGGGACUGGAGUUAAAACAGCAGAAGAUUAAGUGAGGGGCAUCAUCAAGACCUAGUAUAAGUUAAAUAAGGAUUUUUUUUAACUAUAAAUUACAUAAAGCUGUGUAGGACUCAAAAUUUGACGCUGGAAAUGAACAUAACAGAUCCCCUUUAAUGAUUUAACUUGUUGAACGAAGCAAAAAUCUAACCAAUGUCAUGCUGCAGGCAAGACAAUUUAAGGAUCACUAUUGAUUCCUAAUAUUCAUGUGAAUAACUUAUAAUUAACUAACGUUAAUUAAACAAUGAUGGUACAAUCAAAUUGUAACUACUAGCCAACGUGUUUCUAGGUAGCACGUUGGGCUAAACUGAUGCAGAGGACACUUGUGUAGCUUGUUCUCCUGUACAGCUUAAUUUUAACAGGCCUGUUUGUGAGGCUACAUAGCAUUACCUUGAUGAGAUUUUAAUCUUUAAUGUAUAAAAGACUAAAUUAAACAAACGUACGGUGGGCUUUAAUGCACUAAUAGUGAACUUUUAUUUCAGCAAAGUUCACUAAAAUGUAAAAUGUAAAUUACUGAAUGUGCUGUGUUUAAAAAAGUAUCUUCAGUACAAAUGAAGUCCAGUCUUGUCUACGUUAUGAGGUUCAAAAACCUGACUCUAAUUAUUGAUGCAGUACCUGUUGAAUUCUUUAAAAAAAAAAAGAAAAAAAUGAAAAAAGAAAAGAAACGUUGAUUUCAUUCUUGUAAAUAAUCGCCUGCAGUGAAACAUUUUUGUGCACUCAACCUUGGAUUUAUUCUCAA